AUGGGCAUUUCCUCAGCAUUUCAAGCCGAAAAAGGUCCGGCUCCGCAACCCUUCGCUGCUCCUGCCGCGCCGUUCUACGAGGAGAAGAAGGGACCUACUGAGAAUAUUCGCCCGGCCUGCCAGGAAACUGAGGAAGGACUUGAAGAGGUAAAGCCCGAGGCAGAAUGGAAUCCUGGCUUCGUAUCACGCUUUCCGUGGUUGGGUCUCGGCUCGCUUGUGUUUGUCCUCUCCUGUCUCGCAGGAAAUGUAGCCAUCCUUUGCGUAUCCGAUGGAAUGGCACAGUCGGAUCGAUCGUGGAAGCAGUUAUAUCAACACGGCGUGGAAAAAGGCCGCUGGCCUAAGCAGAUUCGUCCUUCAGUCAUCCUUGCAUUGCUCAACAAUGUGGCGAAUCUGGCUUUCGGUCUGGCAAUAGCAAAUGGCGUUGCGAUCGCCUGGUGGAGGAAAGCUCUAAAUGGCACCACUAUCGAAAAGCUGCACAACUCCUGGAACUUCAGCUCGAGCAUUAAGGCCAUAGCAUUGGCAGGGAAAAGUUUCAAUGGAAUCGCUUUGGCAGCACUGAUGGCAAAGUUCACAAUCAUUGACGGUAUCUUGAUGCAAUCAGCCACUGUCACUGAAAUCCUUGAGGAUUCACCCAAUACUAAAGCAACGAUCCAAACCUGGUCGAACGACACUAUUCCAUUGACUGGCAAGCCGACUUCUCGGGGUGGAGACGUCCAAAUCUCAGAUUACCUCGCUGACGAGCUUUACAUUUGGAAUCAGAGCCCGCGCGCGUUGCCAUACGUUGGGUUCGAUGGAUGCGUUAAUGCGACUUGUUAUGCUCAAGUUCCUGGCGCUGGUUUCGUGUUUGACUGCGCGGAGCCAACUCAAAAAGCCAUCAACUGGGCACAAGACC
Molecule: messenger RNA, 892 nt
Organism: Pseudocercospora fijiensis CIRAD86
Lineage: Eukaryota; Fungi; Ascomycota; Dothideomycetes; Mycosphaerellales; Mycosphaerellaceae
Exons: 3
Source: RefSeq, a predicted model, not a curated record